AUGUUGAAGAAAAAAGAUUUUCGUGUUGUUUUUGCUCGAAAUCCUCCUGAUGCCUAUCCAAAUUGCCCGCAAUUCCCAACAUUGCAACCAACUUUUCAAUGUCCAUUUCCAGGAUACACUUUGGAGGUUAGUCUAAAACUUGAAUAUAGAAUUCUGGAAAAAAUUUGUAGAUUUUGAAAAUGUUAGCCGAUUCUCUUCACUGGAAUUUGAUACCAAUUGUGGAAAAUGCGCCCGUUGGUGAAGCAAAUUGGGGUUUGAAAGUGAAUGAAACAUGGACUGGAAUGUUGGGAUAUUUGACAAAUGGAACAGCGGAUACAGUUUGUAUGACUUAUCAAUGGACUGAUUCAAGAGAUCAAGCAUUUGAUUAUUCGUAUCCAAUUACCAAUAUUCAACCGAUAUUUGUAGCUCGUGCAAAAAAUGAGACAGCAGCUUCGGUAUUGUGGAAUGCUUUUAAACCUUUUAGUUGGCCAGUUUGGGGAACUUUAUUCGCUAGUUUGAUUUUCAAUAUUUUUGUGAUGAUUUUCAUCUCAAAAAUUGAAUGUAUGAUUUCACUUCGUAAAAAAUUCCAACCUUUUGAAAUGAUUUGGCAUGCUAUACAGUUACAACUAAACGAAAAAGCUGAACAUUUUCUUUUUUUCACAUUGUCAGGUAAAUUUGAAAUUUACUAGAUCAUCAGGAUUUUCUAAGUUCUCAGGAAACAUUGUUUUGUUUUUGUUUGCUCUUAUACAAUCUGGUCUAAUGAUUGAUUUAUACAAAGGAUUACUUUUGUCAUCUUUGCUAACUUCAAAUGGAGAAAAUCCUUUUCAGGUUAGUUCCAAAAAAUAUUUUAAAUAGAAUUCUAUAUAAGUUUCAUAUUUAGAACUCUGAUGAGAUGAUCCAAUUGAUUGCGGAAAAGGAAUAUCACUUGACAACAGAUUUUUACAACUGGUACUUUGAUGAUCUUCAGAAUUCAAAUGCUACACAUUUCGUUAAACUUCGAGCGGCUGUCAAAGACAAUCCAGUUGUAAAUUUUUUUUUUAAAUAAGAUUAAACCUUAUCUUUUUCAAUUAGGUCAAAGUGGACAACCCUGACGAAGCUCUAAAUUUAGUUGAUACUGGAAAAUAUGUUUAUCCAAUUCAACAAGAUUCACUGUCAUUUCAACAAUCAAAAGAACGUUGUAAUUAUAUUUAUAUAAGCCAAGGUAUAAUAAUAGCAAAACUCCUACAAAAACUCCUUUUUCAGGGAUGCCGCAGGUUUCUGAGUAUCUUCUGUUUCCAAAAAACUCGAGUUUUAUGUCUGAAAUGAAUCGGCAAAUUAUAAUGAAUUAUGAUUUUAUUCAGAGAACAUUUUAUAAAUAUUUCGAGAGUGGUUAUAAAUUAACAACAAUUCCAAGAUGUACAACAACAAGUUCAUAUUCAAAUUCAGAUGAUUCUUCAAGUUCCGAUGAUCAAAAUUCGGAUACUGAUACAACUAAAACAACCCAAAAACCUUUGGAUUUAGAAUCAGUAAUUGGUGUUUUUAUGAUUGGUGCAUUAGGAAUUGGAAUAAGUAUAAUUGCAUUUUUUUCGGAAAUUUAUUAUUAUUGGCAUAUGAGAAUUUUGGAAAGACAUGUUCGAAUGCGAAAUCAUUUGAAUGUCGGCCACUUGGUGAGAAUCGCACAAAUACAUUUGAGCACCAAAGAAAACUAUAACAAAAUCGAUGUUAUGAAACUAGUCGAUGCUUUAAACGAUAAACAAAAUUGAAUAUUUUUGUAUUUUCUUAAUAUUUAUUCUCAUUGUUUGGACUUCAAUGAAUAAAGUUUGAACUCCAUGUAAAAAUUACUAUUUACUUUUUGGAAAUCGGAUACAAAUAAUGAGAUUUUUCAAAAUGGAAUACGCAUAAAAUCAUUGUUCAGAGAAUGAGCAGGAAAAACCUACGCGUUGUUUUUGCACCGAAUCCACCAGAUGUUUAUCCAAACUGUCCGAAAUUUCCAACAUUAGAGCCAGAUUUCAAAUGCCCUUUUCCAGGAUAUACUGUAGAGGUGAGUCCAAAAAUAUAAAUGAAGGUCGCUAGAAAAAUUGUGUGUAGAUUCUAAAAAUGCUCGCCGAUUCUCUUCAUUGGAACCUGAUUCCGAUUGUUGAUCAAACACCAAUGGGUCAAGCAAAUUGGGGAUCGAAAGUGAAUGGAACAUGGAUUGGAAUGUUAGGAUAUUUAGCUAAUAACACAGCUGACACUGUUUGUAUGACUUAUCAAUGGACAAAUGCAAGAGAUAGAGAUUUUGAUUAUACUUAUCCAAUUAAUAAUGUGAGUAUGGGUUAAGAAUUCAAGAAGAAAACAAAAAUAUUUUCCUAGGUUCAACCAAUUUUUGUGGCUCGUGUCAAAAAUGAAAGUGUUUCCUCGGUUUUAUGGAGUGCUUUUGCGCCAUUUAGUUGGUCUGUUUGGGGAACUCUUUUUGCUAGUUUGAUUUUCAAUAUUUUUGUGCUGAUUUUUAUCUCUAAAAUUGAAUGUAUGAUUGCACUUCGACAAAAAUUCCGACCAUUUGAGAUGGUUUGGAAUGUUGUUCAAUUACAACUCAGCGAAACAUCAAACGAAUUUGUUUUCUAUACAAUAUCUGGUAUUCAAAUGAAAUUAGUUGUAUCAAAAAAAUUCUAGAAUUUUACAGGAAACACUGUUUUAUUUUUGUUUGCACUUUUGCAGUCAGGAUUGAUGGUUGACUUGUAUAAAGGACUACUCUUAACAUCAUUACUGACUUCAGAUAGUGGAACUCCCUUCCAGGUUAAAUCAUUCUAACAAUAAGUUCAAGUAUAAAAUCAAAACGAUUUUCAGAAUUCUGAUGAGAUGAUCAAAUUAAUUGCUGCAAAGAAAUAUCACAUAGCAUCAGGAAUUGUGAAUUGGUACUUUGAAGAUUUACAGAACUCAAACGCUUCACAUUUUGUAAAACUUCGAGAUGCUAUCAAAAAUAACCCGAUUGUUCACGCAGGUAAUGUUGCCAACGCUCUUGAUUUAGUUGACACUGGUAAUUAUGUCUAUCCAAUGCAGCAAGAUUCUCUCGCAUUUCAAAGAUCGAAGGAAAGAUGUGACUAUGUUUAUAUAAGUAAAGGUAAACCCAAUUUCUACAGGGUGACCAGAAAUUAUCCGUGCAAACUAAACCGGUCAUAAAAACUUCAAAAUUGGAUAUUUUUCAAAGAAAUUUUUUGUUAACAAUAAUAAAUGCAUAAUAAUUCCAAAAUUAUCACGAAUGUUGAUUUUAGGAUUUUUUCAGGGCUUUCUGCGCCUUUAACCAGAUUUCAAAAAUAGUGAGAAAGGCCGCGUGGAGUUUUGACUUUGUUAAGUACGUGGAAAACUCCAAUUGUAUUUUUACAACUAUGAAAUGAGUAAGAUAUCUUCUAAUGAUGUUAUUUUUCAAAAAUUACCACUCCAAGUAACCUUGCGGACUGAGAUUCGAUGAGCUUCAAAGGCCCAAAUAAAUUGAAAAAAAAAGAAAAAAUUUUUUUCGCGAAAGUUAAUUUUUGGUUUUGGUUCAAAUGUUAGGUCUUCAUCAGCUUUAAUGGUCUUAUGAAUAUUUUUAAGUUAGAUUAGACUGAGAAAACAUGAAAAUGUUCAAAUAUGAUCGUUUGUUGUGAAUCGUUGUUGGUUUUGACACUUUUAUCAGUAAAAAACAAGGGGCCGAGGGAGUCAUGACCGCCCAAACCAUCCCCAAAGUCGGAAAAUUUAAUUUCAUUUUGGCAAAGGCAGAAGAAGUCGUCUAAGAUCCUUUUAGGAACAUGUGAAAAUAGUUUUGAGAAUUUACACAGUUGUUGAAGCGAAAAAUGGGGCAACAUUGUUAACACCACUAGCCGCGACUCUUUGCCCAAUUUUUGACACAUCAACAUUAGGCGCUCAAGGUCCAAGUAAGAUUUCAAUUUUAUCACGAUUUUUGUGAUAAUUUUAAAAUAGUUGUCUAUUGAUUGGUGCUCAAUCAAAACAUUUGUGGAAAAUAUCAUGUUUUUGAAUAUUUUACGGCCGGUUGAGUUUGCACGGAUAAUUUCUGGUCACCCUGUAAAUGUUGUAUGAAAUGAAAUAUUUUCAGGAAUGCCGCAAGUAUCGUCAUACCUCAUUUUCCAGAAAAAUUCACCUAUGACCUCUCAAAUUAAUCAGCAAAUAAUUAUGAAUUAUGGUUUUAUUCAAAGAACAUUCAACAAAUAUUUCAACAAUGGUUAUAAGCUCACAAAAAUACCAAAAUGUGAUUCAACUUCCAACACAAAAGAUCCAGAUGACAAACUUGAAAAAACUACUAUAACUAAAAAACCACUAGAUCUUGAAUCAAUGGUUGGUGUUUUCAUGAUUGGUGCACUAGGAAUUGGUGUGAGUGUAAUUGCAUUUUUCUCGGAAAUAUAUUACUAUUGGCAUAUGAGAAUCUUGCAAAGGCAACUUCAAAUGAGAGAUCCUUGGAAUGUUCGUCAUUUGGCUAAAAUCGCUCAACUUCAUUUCACCACAAAUCAAAGUUAUGAUAACAUUGAUGUUAUGAAAUUAUUUGAUAAUUUUUCUGAUAAACAAAACUAA
This is a messenger RNA of Caenorhabditis angaria, 4500 nucleotides long. The record is from the annotation of a GenBank genome assembly. NCBI's taxonomy places the organism in Eukaryota, Metazoa, Nematoda, Chromadorea, Rhabditida, Rhabditidae.